Messenger RNA from Nerophis ophidion (straightnose pipefish), 435 nucleotides. RefSeq names its product cytochrome c oxidase subunit 5B, mitochondrial-like. The record is from RefSeq and is a predicted model, not a curated record. Lineage: Eukaryota; Metazoa; Chordata; Actinopteri; Syngnathiformes; Syngnathidae. Gene Ontology annotation, biological process: mitochondrial electron transport, cytochrome c to oxygen. The transcript has a single exon. Gene Ontology annotation, cellular component: mitochondrial envelope. Bases 39 to 419 code for a protein of 126 amino acids.
UCGUGGAUGCGUCGGCAGAAGAAGAAAAAGAAACAAAGAUGGCUGCAAGGUUACUCCUCCGCUCAGGCUUCAGGGCCGCGCUGAGCCGCCGGGCCGCUGCUGUCCCGUCAAUGUGCCGCAACAUGGCAGCUGGAGGAAUUCCUACUGAUGAAGAACAAGCCACCGGCCUGGAGAAGGUCAUCAUGAAGGCCACGAAGGAGGGCUCUGACCCUUACAGCAUGAUGAGGCCCAAGGACUACGCCGGCUCCAAAGUGGAUCCUCACUUGGUUCCCUCCAUCACCAACAAGAGGAUCGUGGGAUGUGUGUGCGAGGAAGACAACACGGCGGUGGUGUGGUUCUGGCUCCACGAGGGCGAGGCCCAGCGCUGUCCGUCCUGCGGUGCCCACUACAAACUGGUCCCACACGAACUCCCCCACUAGACCCAAGAUAAGAUAA